UUCCAAGAUGGCGAGCUCCGCGGGACGAGAUGAAAACGACAAAUCUGCUUCAAACGCAGAUCUCCUGCUGCACCCUGAGCUCCUGUCGGAGGAGUUCAUGCGGAUCAUAUUACACGAGAAAAAGAUCCCAACCAGAGAGGAAGAACACCGCCAUCAGCUCACACAGCUUUACCUGCAACAUGUCAUGCCGCUGCCGCAGAGGACACUACCGAACAACCGAUGGGGUAAGAGGAUGGAGAAGAGCCGAGGCCAGCGAACAAGCAGCCCCACUAGCGACCAAAACAGGAAGAGACCCCCUAUCGUGUUUGAUGGCAGCUCCUCUCACCACAGCUCACUGAAAGUGAAGAAACCAGAAGGAAGCACGGCGUCAGCUGCAGUGACUGACAGGUUAAAACUGCCUCCUUCCGCAGACCUGUCCAAUCCUAUCCGCCGUCUGUCUGGCACCACAGCCUCCUCUUCCUCUUCCACCAACUCGUCUAUCAGCGGCACUCACACAGCCAACCUCAAACGAGAGGCGGACAACUCGGGUGUACUGAAGCAUCCAGAGGUGAAGAAAAAGAUCCAACAUGUGACGUGGCCUUGACCUUUUAACUUUAACUAAAAUGGAAGGAAUCUCUUGUCUGUCUGUAUGUUUGUAUGUCUGUCCUUCAAUUUUCUCGACACCCGUUCAUCCGAUCGACUUCACGCGUGACGGGUGUAUCGCUGAGGACCCAAGGAAGUGCCGUGUUGCGUGCGAGUGAAGUUAUUUGGAGGAGCAGUUGUCGAGAAAACCAAAGGACAGACAUACAGACAGAGACGUUCUUCUCGUGGUGACCGGACAAACAGCGCCACUCUUCUCUCCCUUCCACAUUGCGGUGGGAUCGGGGGAUUAAACCCGAACAGGCGCUGCACUAAUCCAGUAAAACCUGAGAAUCCAGGUUCGAUAAGAGUGACCACUGCAUUCCUGAGAAGUCACUGAAGAGUUCACUAAACACCCUCAGUUUCCUUCCUUCCUAUCAGGGAAGCUGCAUUACUCUCUGUAUCGCAUAAAGAAGUGGACACCUGCACUGACUGCCCUCCCUCCAUCCUGAAACCUGACCCGGAACUGACAGAGUAAGGUGGUGCUCAGAGGACGUUUCUGGGGUCAUGAAUUCUCCCUGUAAGUCUUCACAUCCUCAAGUGCCCUUACAUCAAGUGAUCAGGAGAAUCCCCAUGAAUCCCACACAUGGAGACAGUGGAACACCAAAGGAAGCUUAUGAUGUUCAUUUUCUGGGAUUUCAUGGCCGGAACUUUGGUGCAGUUACGCCCUGCACAUCUAAUUUCAGUGCGCAUGCUGGACUGGUCAAGGGGUCUGCCGGAAUUUGAUUGGAUUAUCAGAGGGACAAUGUGAAGAGGGUUUAUAAAUUAUGGCAUUGACAUGUUCAAAUCUCUUGUCCGGAUUAAACACAUAUUUGGAAAUGGAUAUAGGGAGGUCUCAUUUGUAUAUCACAAAUUACAGAUUUGCCUCAAGGGGUAUUUGUCUGAGCCUCAGACUUUCCAACAUGAUCAGUGAAUACCCUACAGGAAAAUCAAACUAAACUUUGUUAAAAUAUAGACUAUUUGGGCGUCCGGGUAGCGUAGUGGUCCAUUCUGUUGCCUACCAAUACGGGGAUCGCCAGUUCGAAUCCCCGUGUUACCUCCUGUUUGGUCGGGCGUCCCUACAGAACAGACACAAUUGGCCAUGGUUGUGGAUGGGAAGCCGGAUGUGGGUAUGUGUCCUGAUUGCUGCAAUAGCGCCUCCUCUGGUUGGUUGGGGCUCCUGUUCGGGGGGAGGGGGGAAUAGCGUGAUCCUCCCACGAGCUACGUCCCCCUGGUGAAACGCCUCACUGUCAGGUGAAAAGAAGCCGCUGGAGACUCCACGUGUAUCGGAGGAGGCAUGUGGUAGUCUGCAGCCCUCCCGGAUCGGCAGAGGGGGUGAAGCAGUGACUGAGACAAGCUCGGAAGAGUGGGGUAAUUGGCCAAGUACA
Molecule: messenger RNA, 1985 nt
Organism: Lampris incognitus (smalleye Pacific opah)
Lineage: Eukaryota; Metazoa; Chordata; Actinopteri; Lampriformes; Lampridae
Gene: tslig2
Product: chromosome 11 C2orf49 homolog
Exons: 4
Coding region: 8-583 (191 amino acids)
Biological process (GO): embryonic morphogenesis
Cellular component (GO): tRNA-splicing ligase complex
Source: RefSeq, a predicted model, not a curated record